Molecule: messenger RNA, 1577 nt
Organism: Procambarus clarkii (red swamp crayfish)
Lineage: Eukaryota; Metazoa; Arthropoda; Malacostraca; Decapoda; Cambaridae
Product: NADH dehydrogenase [ubiquinone] flavoprotein 1, mitochondrial
Biological process (GO): mitochondrial electron transport, NADH to ubiquinone
Molecular function (GO): NAD binding; 4 iron, 4 sulfur cluster binding; FMN binding
Source: RefSeq, a predicted model, not a curated record
GAGAGUGUGUGUGGGUGCUGGUGUGACUGGCGGAGGCGACCACAGCAACACCAAGACGGUGAUGGCCGCGAUCAUUAGAGGAGGAGUUUCCCGUCUCCGGGGCACCCUCAGUCCUGGUGUCGGGUCACUUAUUGUAAAUCGGUACAGUUCUAGCAAGGUAUAUGGCCCACUUGCCGAUGAAGAUCGUAUUUUCACGAAUUUGUAUGGCCGUCAUGACUGGAGACUGAAGGGAGCUCUUAGUCGAGGUGACUGGUAUAAGACCAAGGAAAUAAUCUUAAAAGGACCCGAUUGGAUUUUGAGUGAAAUAAAGACUUCGGGGCUUCGUGGCCGAGGUGGGGCCGGAUUUCCUUCUGGCAUGAAAUGGAGCUUUAUGAAUAAACCCUCUGAUGGACGACCAAAAUACCUGGUUGUGAAUGCUGAUGAGGGAGAACCUGGAACAUGCAAAGAUCGUGAGAUUAUGCGUCAUGACCCCCACAAGCUCAUUGAAGGCUGCCUAAUUGCUGGCCAUGCCAUGGGGGCACGGGCAGCAUAUAUUUACAUCCGUGGCGAGUUUUACAAUGAGGCUUCUAACAUGCAAGUUGCCAUAAACGAGGCUUACAAAGCUGGACUCAUUGGUGACAAUGCUUGCGGCUCUGGUUAUAAAUUUGAUGUAUUCAUGCAUCGGGGUGCCGGGGCCUACAUCUGUGGUGAGGAGACUGCUCUCAUUGAAUCCCUGGAAGGCAAGCAGGGAAAACCACGACUGAAGCCCCCAUUCCCAGCAGAUGUGGGUGUGUUUGGGUGUCCAACCACAGUUGCUAACGUUGAGACGGUUGCUGUUGCUCCGGCUAUUUGUCGCCGAGGUGGGAGCUGGUUUGUAGGGUUGGGUCGACCACGUAACAGUGGUACAAAGCUGUUUAAUAUUUCUGGCCACGUAAACAACCCAUGCACAGUAGAAGAAGAAAUGUCCAUUCCACUGCGAGAGUUGAUCGAACGUCAUGCAGGGGGUGUAACGGGUGGAUGGGAAAAUCUUCUUGGUGUGAUUCCUGGUGGUUCAUCUACACCAGUCAUACCCAAGAGUGUAUGUGAAGAAGCUCUUAUGGAUUUUGAUGGCUUGGUAGCCUGUCAAACAUCACUCGGAACUGCUGCUCUUAUUGUUAUGAAUCAACAGACGGAUAUCGUGAAAGCCAUUGCCCGGCUUAUUGAAUUCUACAAACACGAGUCGUGUGGCCAGUGCACACCUUGCCGUGAGGGGGUAUCUUGGAUGUUCAAGAUAAUGAGCAGAUUUGUGAAAGGUGAUGCUCGUCCAGAAGAAAUUGAUGCACUCUGGGAGGUUUCCAAGCAGAUAGAAGGUCAUACAAUCUGUGCCUUGGGUGAUGGGGCUGCUUGGCCUGUUCAGGGACUAAUUCGCCACUUCCGACCUGUUCUUGAAGAGAGGAUGGCUAAUUUCACUGCCUCCAAGGAGGCAGUGAAAAAUUAAUGUCUGGAAUUUGUGUGUGUACACAGAUCAUCAUACAUAGGAAAAAUGCCCUGUGAAAAAUGUGUAAUAUUUAAGCAGAUUAUUAAAAUUUGUAAAUACUUUAAAUAUAUAUAGUACAGUA